GUCUACUAUCUGCUGUAGAAAAUCGUCUGGUGUUUCGUUAAAGAGAAAACAAUUAACAGAAAUCUAGAGAGAGAAACAGAGAAAUGGAAUGCUUUCCUCUCUACUGUUCAAUUCCUCCGAUUCUUCCACUUCCAAGAACCCUUCUGCUUCCCUACACUCACUCCUUCUCCAACUUCCCUUCCCCAAUAACUCACCCUCGCCGCCGUUCUCCUCGAUUCGCGGCGAAUUCUGGAGAUACAAGCCUCACCAGUUCUUUGGCUUACUCCAUCCUCGGCGUCGACUCCGGCUGCUCAGCCGUCGACCUCAAAGCUGCUUUCCGCACUAAAGUGAAGCAGUACCAUCCUGAUUUAAAUAGAAAUGGUGAAUCAGACGCAAUGAUCCGCCGAGUAAUCAAAGCAUAUGAGCUGUUAUCUAAUUACAGCCGACCAGAGAUCAUUGAGAGGUGAAUUUCAUUUUUUUUUUUCCAGUAUGCUUAUUUCGAGACAGUUAGAUGUCAUGUUUUUUAUUUGUUCAAGCAUUAGCAUUGGUAGCAGCUGCAUUAAAAAGCUCAUUACUUC
Molecule: messenger RNA, 557 nt
Organism: Rubroshorea leprosula
Lineage: Eukaryota; Viridiplantae; Streptophyta; Magnoliopsida; Malvales; Dipterocarpaceae
Source: the annotation of a GenBank genome assembly